AUGCCGCCCCCGCCGCGGCCCCGGCCCCAGGGCCCUAGCGCCACCGCACCACCAUCGCCGUCGUCCCCGGCUAAGCCCGCCGCCGCCGCCGUCGACAUGGACGUGGUGCUCGGGCUGAUGGGCGCGGGCGGCGACGGCGCGGUGUCCGUCGGGUUCGAGGAGGCGGCCGCGCUGUUCGAGGAGGAAGAGGCGACCGUGGAGGAGGCCCGGGAGGCGUUCGCGGUCUUCGACCGCAACGGCGACGGGUUCAUCGACGCCGCGGAGCUCCGGAGCGUGCUCACGUCGCUCGGGUUCCAGGCCGGCGUCGCCGAAGCGGGGUGCCAGCGCAUGAUCGAUGCGUAUGACGGGGACAAGGAUGGCAGGAUCGACUUCCUCGAGUUCGUCAAGCUCAUGGAGACGAGCCACUGA
Miscanthus lutarioriparius is the source of this 408-nucleotide messenger RNA. Lineage: Eukaryota; Viridiplantae; Streptophyta; Magnoliopsida; Poales; Poaceae. The record is from the annotation of a GenBank genome assembly.